Camelina sativa (false flax) is the source of this 671-nucleotide messenger RNA. Its product is annotated as MLP-like protein 328. Lineage: Eukaryota; Viridiplantae; Streptophyta; Magnoliopsida; Brassicales; Brassicaceae. The record is from RefSeq and is a predicted model, not a curated record. Gene Ontology annotation, biological process: defense response.
UAUAUAAAGGAAGAAAAAUACUUAGUUCCAUCAAAGAAACCUAUCGAUAGCUAACUAAUUCAUCAAUGGCCAUGUCAGGAACAUACGUGACGGAUGUGCCUCUAAAAGGAUCGGCCGAGAAACACUACAAAAGGUGGAAGAGCGAGAAUCAUCUCGUCCCUGACGCCAUCGGCCACCUCAUCCAUGGUAUUACCCUCCACGAAGGCGAAUGGGACUCUCCCGGCGCCAUCAAGAGCUGGAAGUACAAUCUUGAUGGGAAGGAAGAAGUGUUUAAGGAGAGAAUAGAGAUGGACGACGAGAAGAUGGCGGUGACAUUCAAUGCGCUAGAUGGUCAAGUCAUGGAGGAGCUUAAGGUGUAUAUCGCAAACUUACAAUUCAUCCCCGAGUCCAGAAAUGAUGGCUGCUUAUGCAAAGUUAGUGUAUAUUGGGAGAAACGCACUGAAGGCUCUGCAGAGCCCACCAUGUUCAUGAAGUUCCUCGAGAAGAUGGUUGCUGACAUGGAUGGCCACAUCCUCCAGAACCAGCAGGAAUAAUGGAUCGAUGCUUAAUCAUAUCAUCACAUCCUCCUUUAACUAUAUUUUUAUAUGUACGUUUUUCUUAAAAAAAGUUCAUCUCGUACAUGACAUAUUUCUACUUCCUUAUAUCAUUAUGGUGUACGUUGUCUAUCCAAC